AUGGGCCAGGUCUCUCCGCCUCUAGAAGGCAUCUCAGCUGGUGACUCUGAUAUUGAAAGGGCCAACAUAACCGAGGUUAAUAACAUCGACGAUGUCGAGGACAAAACGAAGUCAACCGCGCUUGGAGAGUCGGCAACAGUCACAGCAGAUGUGAUCGAUAUUCCUCUCAACAUCGACGCCCUAGAAACGACAUUCCAACUCACAGAAUGCUUGCGAUCCAACGGCAUCGAGGGACUCCUCGAGGAAGACUACCCAUCAUCACUUGACGCUAAAUACCAAUCACCAUUUGCGUGGCCCUUGCGAAAGAAGAUCACAGUCCUCUUCGGAACCUUUUUUGCCUCAACUCUGGCCGCCUAUUCUGCCGGCGCAUACGCCAUGGCCGCAGUCCCUCUGACCGAAAGGUGGACGCUUUCCAACACGGAGUUCAAUCUCGGCAUCACCCUCUUCGUCUUGGGCUUCGGCUUCGCGCCCAUGAUACUAGCCCUGAUCAGCGAGAUCUACGGCCGGUACUGGGUCUUCGUCGGCUCUGGGGCCGUCUUUUUCCUAGGAACCCUGGGAUGUGCGGUAACACAGUCGUUUCCCGGCAUGUUGGUCUCUCGUCUCAUCACGGGCAACGGGGCAUCUGUCUUUGCGACUCUGACCGGGGGCGUGGUGGGAGACGUAUUUCACAAGGAGAAUCGCAACACGCCCAUGGCCCUCUACUCGCUGACGAUCAUGAUUGGAACCGGUCUAGGUCCCAUGAUCAGCGGUAUCAUCGUCGACAACCUUCAUUGGAGAUGGAUCUUUUACCUGCAGAUGAUCACCGUCGGUUCCACGACAUUGGCCAUUUUUUUCUUCUUCGCCGAGACGCGGAGCAAUGUGGUACUAGAGCGAAAGUGCGUGGCCCUGAACAAAUAUUUCGACGGCAUUCGCUUGCAGCGAGUCUCUUCAUCGGUUGGGGACAAGAAUGGACUUCGACAAGGCACCGAGCUGUUGGGCGAGGGUCAAUCGCAACCUGUCCGCGUUCAGUUCCGUGCUCAUGUUGAGGGGCCGGAGCUUGAUAUGAGCAUUAUAUGGCGGAGCUUCUCCUUCCCCCUGAAACUUCUCUGUACUGAAUCCGUCGUCUUCUGGUUCUCUGCUUGGGUCUCCUUUGCGUGGGCGAUCCUGUACAUGCAGUUCAACAGCAUCGGUCUGGCAUUCCGCUCCGUAUAUGGCUUUAACAGCAGCCAGGUUGGAGGCAUCUACACUUCAGUCAUUGUGGGAUCGAUAAUAGGGGCGAUGAUCACCAUCUUCCAGGAGCCGAUAUUCAAAAAGGUCAUGCCCCAGCGGAUGGCCACGCCAGAAGGGAGGCUGUACUCUGCUUGUGUCGAGUCUCUCUUCCUUCCCAUCGGGUUGUUUUGGUUUGGCUGGAGCUCGUCGCCAGACGUCCCUUGGAUCGCGCCGGCACUCGCAAUCACCUCCGUCACGGUUGGCAUCUUCACCAUUUAUCUGGCCGUCUUCAACUAUCUGGCGGACACCUAUCACCGAUAUGCCUCCUCCGCUCUAGCAGCGCAGUCUAUGUGCCGUAACCUACUUGCUGGCGUUUUCCCCUUGUUCACAAAUAUUAUGUUUCAGAAGCUGGGAUACGGUGUUCAGCUUACUCCAAUCAUAUCUUGUCUCAUCUUGAGCCUCGGAGCGCAAGCUGCUGCAACGUCCGGGACACUAGAGAAGCGCGACACAGUCACCCUCGGUGUCUUCCACGACGGAGGCUGCGCUGGCAGCUUCACCAACAACUUUGACGUCUCUUCUGGCCGAUGCCAAGAUUUCUCAGGAAAUGUCUACGGCGCAGUCUUCCUAAACAGAGGUAGGAAUGUUUGCAAGCUCAAGUUCUGGGCAAAUGCCGGGUGCAGUGGGAAGGCGACGGUCAGCACGGUCAACCCAGACCAGGACCAUUCUUGCGUCGCUGUUGCCAACAAGGAUGGGCAGUUCUACUUGGCAGAUGGAGCGCGGUCUGUUUACAUCACUUGCUGA
Molecule: messenger RNA, 1989 nt
Organism: Colletotrichum godetiae
Lineage: Eukaryota; Fungi; Ascomycota; Sordariomycetes; Glomerellales; Glomerellaceae
Product: major facilitator superfamily domain-containing protein
Exons: 2
Coding region: 1-1989 (662 amino acids)
Biological process (GO): transmembrane transport
Cellular component (GO): plasma membrane
Molecular function (GO): transmembrane transporter activity
Source: RefSeq, a predicted model, not a curated record